AGGAGGAAGAGGAUGAAGAGAUGGCCGUUCUGCACUACGAGAGACAGAUCACGGAGCUGCUGGUGGUCAUUCUCGAGUUGAACAGAAAGAUCGACAGACUGACACUCACCAGCUGCCGGGAAGAUGAAGAAUACCUGGACACCGGCUCUGAUCUCAGUGACCACCAGUCCCUGGAGACAAGUUCGCUCCAGCUGCCGGACUGGGACCACGUGGCACAGUCCACCUACCCAGGGCAGCCAUGUCAGACAUCAAUGCCAACAGCAGGUGAACCCUGCGACCUCUCGCGGACUCUGCAUCGGGUGCUGACAGAAAUCGAGGACGGAGUGCGCACACGGAAAGCUGAAAUCCCACCGCGGGGAGAUGACUGUGAGGCAGAGGAGGAAGCUCGUACCCGAUGGGAGCUGGUCACACAGACAAUCGAGGAGGUGGAGCGGGGCCUGGGUGUGGGCCUGAGCCCAGAGCAACAAGAGGAGAGGACCCAGAGGGAGGAGGCCAUGGAGUGCCUGAGAGCGAGGAACCAGCAGCUGAGGGAGCGGCUCCAUGGGAAGGAGCAGGAGCUGACGGUUGCCACGGUGGCCGUCGGGAGGAUUCAACUCGAGAGGGACCGGCUCCGGCUGAAGGCUGAUGAAUUGCUGUCCAGUCUGCAUGAUGUGCAGCAGGUUGAGUCGGCCCCUUCGUCUCCCAGUAGUGUGGGCAGAGCUGGCUACAACCCCAUCAGCAACGAGCCCGGGAUGACAGCCAACAAAGUUCCCAGCUUUGUCUUUGAACAGUUGAUGCGGACAUUCCAGGAUUGUACCGUUCCAGGAGUCCGGAAGAUUUCUCGAUUCUUUCAGGUGCAUGGAUCCAACGUGACGGGUGUCGGGAUCCGGGAUUCCGAAAUGGAAGCCGCUCAGCUGAGGAAUUCCAUCGACGAGUGGAAGGAGGGUAACGAUCUGCUUUCCAGGGUCCUGCAGCAGUGCAAGGGCGACUGCGAGAGACUGAGUAUGUUGCUGAGCAAACACGAGUCCAACAGCACGGCGCUGCACCUUGCCCUCCAGUACAGUGAGGAUUGUAUCGACACUUACGGAAAGCUUCUGGUGAAGGUUGGAUCUAUGGAGACAAAACCGGAUGCAGGAGAGCCAGAGGCUGAUGACAGUGUUGCCCAGCUGAGAGGAGACAUUGUGGGGCAGAGGCAGGGCUUCACUGCCAUGAAGCAGACCAUCCUCGGCCUGCAAGGCAUGUCUCCGGACCUGAAGCGCUACCAGCGAGCUGAGGCUGAGGCCGAGGCUGAGGCUGGGCCUGCACGCCGUGAGAUGGUGCCAGCGACACAGGACCCGCUCUCGCCCGCCUUCAGCUCACGGUCACCGGGGAUGCUUCAGCGCCAGAGCAAAGGGAAGGAAGAGCAGCAACAGGAUCUCCUGACCGUCAGGGAAGAUAUGUCCUGGUUGAAAGGCCAGCUGAGUUGGAUGAAGAAGGAGAAGAAAGGCUUGGAGCAGACGUUGCGAUCUCAGGAGCCUCAGGACGAGGCUGUAAUCCUUCUCCUCACACACUGGAAAGAGGAACGAGAUGUCUGGCUGCGGGAGGAACCCAGAACAGACCGAGCCAGAAAGGAAACCAAACCGGUGCCCACGCCUACAACAUACGAUGAACAGCUGGCGGCAGAACUCUCAAUGAUCUCUGUCCGGGAGAGGCAUCUGAGAGAUCAGGUUGAGGAGCUGGCUGCUUCACUGGGAAGGCAAAUAGAAAAUAACAACAUUCAGAAGGACCAGUCUGAAGAGCUGGCCAUGGAGCUGAAGAGAACUCACAGCAAUCUGUCCGCCACCUUCAGAAGCACCAAAAGGAAAUCCGAGGGCCAGCUGCGGAGACUGGAGAGGCAGGUGGAGGCCAUGUCCGAGCGCCAGGCUGCCCAGCUUCAACUACUCCAGCACAGACUGCUGACCCUUCAGGUCAAGACGGACCGCUCCAGUGGCACGCCAUUGUAGCAGAGAUCUGAAGACCACACCUGGACACCUCCGGACCUUGCGCACAAACACCGCUUGACUAUCAUCGCAGAACAUGCCAAGUUUGUGAGAGAGCGCCGGUAGGAGAGACCAUGGGUCGGUGGAGUCCAUGAGAUGGAAUUCUCUGCCGCAGAAGGCAGUGGAGGCCAAUUCACAGGAUGUAUCCAAAAGAGAGUUAGAUAUAGAUAACGGAAUCAAGGGAUAUUGGGGGGAAAAGCAGGGACGGGGUACUGAUUUUGGAUCAUCAGCCAUGAUCAUAUUGAAUGGCGGUGCUGCCUCGAAGUAGGUGCUGGCCUACUCCUGCACCUGUUUUCUAUGUUUCUGUGAUAAGGGAGAGUGCUACUGGUCUUAGGGAGUAGGUGUGAGGUUUGAGGGUUGGGUCAGGCAUGGUCAAGCAUCUGUGGAGAUGAUUCAAGGAAGAAAGUUCAUGGGCCACGGACUGUUCAUGAAGAGGUGAAAGCAAUGUCAAAUGGAGAUUUAAUAAAUAGAAAA
Amblyraja radiata (thorny skate) is the source of this 2471-nucleotide messenger RNA. Its product is annotated as colorectal mutant cancer protein. The transcript is spliced from 13 exons. The record is from RefSeq and is a predicted model, not a curated record. Lineage: Eukaryota; Metazoa; Chordata; Chondrichthyes; Rajiformes; Rajidae. The coding region runs from base 21 to 1961 and encodes 646 amino acids.